Molecule: messenger RNA, 2253 nt
Organism: Chaetomium strumarium
Lineage: Eukaryota; Fungi; Ascomycota; Sordariomycetes; Sordariales; Chaetomiaceae
Product: cytochrome P450
Exons: 4
Coding region: 462-2201 (579 amino acids)
Molecular function (GO): steroid hydroxylase activity; heme binding; oxidoreductase activity, acting on paired donors, with incorporation or reduction of molecular oxygen
Source: RefSeq, a predicted model, not a curated record
CUGGUUCUGCAAGACGGCGGGUCACUAUCCGACUGGCCCGAGCCGCAUCCAAUCUAUGCCGGUGGAAGAUGCAUUUGCAUUUUGCAAUAUGCCGUUGGUCGCAGCUGGGUAAAGUAGGUACGUAACACACCCAUGAUGGCGCUGUUCUCGGCGGCCAUGGCUGACUCCAUGUCCCCGACUGUGCUUGUGCAUGGCGGCGUUGGAAGCAGCGCAAACCGGUCAAAGGCUGAAAUGGCCCCACACGAUUUUGUACACAAUACUUAAGAGACAUGUACUAGAACGCUUGGGAACCAGAUGCAUAACCAGUGCAAGGAGUUGAGGGCCCGGAGCGCGCUUGGUCUUAUAAGCUCAGUGGCUGGUGGAUAGCUUCCCUUGGGUAGGCCUUUCCGCAUCGAAGCCUGUGACAGACAUUACAUGUAUACACAUACCAUCAUUCAUCAGACGAUGUCCAUGUGCCCGCCAUGGAGUAUCUCAACACCUCUGCAACACAGUCCUCAGAACUGGUGAUGAACAAGUCCUCUUACAUCCAAAUCAUCCUGGGCCUUCUUUUGCUGUUUCCACUCCUAUUGCUUCUACGAUGGCAGUCCUCAAACGGCGGCGAAGCGGGCAAAGAACCACCAUUGAUGGCUGAGACCGUGCCCUAUAUCUCCAAUUCGCUGCUGUGCCUCAGCAACAUGGGAGCGUUCUUGGACAAAGUGAGAGAAACAUUGGAGACACGCAAAAGCGGCAUCGCCAAAGUCUACCUCGGAUUCCGACCCGUGUAUAUAGUGGCCGGCGCUCAGAACGUGCAGAGACUGUUUGGCUCGCCCGAGGUCCUCGAUGGCGACUUCAUCCACUUCAUUCUCAUGAACGCGCAAUGGGGCCUCACCCAAGCCGAGAUGGCCCGGUUCCGCAAGGACAAGUCAGGCCGGCACAAGAAACCGCUUCCGGGCACAGAGCAGACGCCCGACGAUCAGCGGUACUGGCGCAACCACAACUUGCUCUACGCCAACUUCUUAUCGGAGGCGAGCCACUCGGACGCGCUGGCGGCCCAGUUCACCACGCGGUUCGCCGAGCGGCUCGACGGCCAGCCGGUUGGCGUGUGGACCACAGUGCGGCUGCUCGACUUCCUCAAGGCACACAUGGCCGAGUGCGCCAUCGCGACCCUCUUCGGCACGCGGCUGCUAGAACUCAACCCGGAACUCGUCAAGCGCUACUGGGAGUACGACGCGGUCGCUGGCCGCCUGAUCCUAGGAUUCCCGCACUGGAUGCAGCCGCGGGCCGUACGCGUCAAGGCCCGCCUGCACGCCAUGGUCCUCCGCCACAUCGACGCGGCUUGGGACAGUUUCGACUGGGCCGGUCCCGAUGCCGACGCCGCCUGGGAGCCGCAUUUCGGCUCGCGCCUGUCGCGGGAGAGCGCUCGCUGGCUGCGCGAGCAGGGCUUCUCGGACCAUGUGGCGGCUGGACAUACGCUGGCCACGCUGUUUGGACUCAACGGCAACACAGUCCCCAUCACGGCAUGGGCCAUGAUGGAGCUGAUCCGGGAUCCGGCGCUGCUGCGGGCGGUGCGCGACGAGCUGCGCCAGUCCGGCGCGUGCGCCCCCGACAGUGACACCCGCAGCGGGCCCACGCCAUUAAUCGCGAGCCGCGUCGUGGGCCUGCCGCUGCUGCAGUCGCUGUACGUCGAAGCGAUGCGCCUGCACGUCUCGUUCAGCGUGACGCGCGAGGUACGCAAGGGCCCCGUCGAGCUUGUCCCCGGCUACCGCGGCGCCGAGACGGGCGCGCUGGUGCAGGCCGUCUCGGACAUGGCGCACCUGGACGAGGCCGUCUGGGGCGUCGACGGCCACCCGGCGAGCGAGUUCUGGGCGUGGCGACAUGUAAAAUUUGUAGAUGAUGAACCUGAGGAGCAGGAGGAGGAUGACAGCGAGCGGAAUUCACCUGUCCGCACCCGCAAGAUGCAAUUUGCGAUGCGAGGAAGGCCCAGCUCGUUCUUCCCCUACGGCGGCGGAUACUGGGUGUGUCCAGGCCGGCAUUUUGCAAAGAUGGAAAUUAUGCUGGCGCUGGCCCUCAUGGUCACCAAGUUCGACUUCGAAUUCGUCGAGUGGACCAAUCUCGAUGGGACCAAGUCAGACAGGCCGGCGCGCGACGACAGGAACUACGCCGGUAUCAUCGCCAUGGUUCCGGACCGCGAUAUGACAUUCCAGUGGAAGAGGAUUUGCUAAUGAUAAGGAGCUCACCUGACAAGGAGGUGUAUAUAGUGCAAUUCAUGGUGUU